GUAUCAGCCUUACUCUCUAUGCUACUCCGUACGUCUGUAUUCUGUAUUGCGAAAAAAACCGAGUGCGGAAAGGGGUUCAUCUAGUUCGUUCGAGGGCAUCUUCCAUUCGAUAUCGCAACAAUGAGAAUGCAAGGAGCGUCUUUGGCUAGCUUGAAAAAGUAUCCAUCUCUUCUACCACUGUACUUCUGUAUAGGAUUAGGAGGAGCUGGUGCAAUCUUUUACACGUUACGUUUAGCACUUCGCAAUCCUGACGUUUCCUGGACGAAUAAGAAGGAGGCCGAGCCAUGGAAUGAAUAUAAAGAUAAACGAUACAAGUUUUAUGCUCCACAAACGGAUUACAAAAACCUUAAAAGUCCAGCACCUGAAUAUUGAGCUGCCACAUGUAAACUAGUAUUUGUUGUAGGAAUAAAUUGUUAUAAAACACUACCUCUAAGUACCUUAUCUCUAAGCUAUGUUCUUAAGACAAAGCGAUAAGAAAGUAGCAAUCUUAAGUUAUUUUGGAAAAAGAAGAAUUCAUUAUAAUUAAACAUUACGUACAUUAUGUAAUAUAAUUUUAAAUGUAGAGAGAAAAGGUUUAAUAUUUAAUAAAAUAGUAAUCUUUA
This is a messenger RNA of Cataglyphis hispanica, 602 nucleotides long. RefSeq names its product cytochrome c oxidase subunit NDUFA4 (gene ND-MLRQ). The transcript has 3 exons. Bases 121 to 372 code for a protein of 83 amino acids. The record is from RefSeq and is a predicted model, not a curated record. Lineage: Eukaryota; Metazoa; Arthropoda; Insecta; Hymenoptera; Formicidae.